AUGGCUCCCGGCAGGACCGACGUGACAGUUGCUGAAAACGGCAACGGUCUUCACACCGCGCAUAAUAAUGGCGUUUCAAACGGAACGUCUAACGGAACAAACGGUACUUCGCACACCUCCGACGGUACAAAUGGCUCCGCAAAGACAGCAUUCAAUGGAGUCCAUUCUCAUGAGGAUGUCCCCAUUGCCAUCGUUGGUAUGGGACUGAGACUUCCCGGAGGCAUCGGCACCGAGGAAGACCUCUGGGACACUCUGAUCAAUAAGAAAGAUCAGAGACAACGCGUCCCAGCUGAUCGAUGGAACGUCGAUGCUUUCUAUAGUAAGACUAACAAGCGUGGAACAGUCAAGACUGAACACGGCUACUUCCUCGCCGACGAGGAUCUCCAGCAGUUUGACACAUCCUUCUUCUCCAUCACUCGAAACGAACUCGAGAAGCUUGACCCUCAGCAUCGUCUCCUUCUUGAAGUCACGCGAGAGUGUCUUGAGAAUGCGGGUGAGCUUGACUGGCGUGGCAAAGACAUUGGUUGUUACGUUGGUGUGUUUGGAGAAGAUUGGCUCGAUCUGCAUGCCAAGGAUAGCCAGGACUUUGGUAUCUACCGGAUCACAGGUGCUGGAGAUUUUGUGCUGGCCAACCGCAUCUCUUACGAGUACGACUUGAAGGGUCCUAGUAUCACUGUUAAGACAGCUUGCUCUUCCGCCCUCAUUUGUCUGCACAUGGCCUGCGAUGCUAUCCGCUCAGGUGAAAUCUCAUCCGCCAUCGUUGGCGGAGCAAAUUUGCUCAUGUCCCCAACCAUGACAAUCGCCAUGAGUGAACAGGGCGUCUUGUCUGGCGACGGAUCUUGCAAGACCUUUGAUGCCGCGGCUGACGGAUACGCGAGAGCUGAGGCCGUCAACGCCUUGUACAUCAAGAGACUUGACCAUGCUAUUCGCGAUGGAAAUCCUAUCCGAGGUAUCGUGAGGGGUACGGGGUCUAAUUGUGAUGGCAAGACUGCGGGUCUUUCUCAUCCUAGCCCCGAGAGUCAUGAGGCUCUCAUUCGUCGGACUUAUGAGCAAGCUGGCAUUGAUGACUUUUGUCAGACUGCCUUUGUGGAGUGCCAUGGCACUGGAACAGCUACUGGCGACCCCCUCGAGACAAGCGCCAUUGGCAACGUCUUUGGAGAGAAGGGAGUAUACAUCACAUCAGUUAAACCCAACGUGGGCCAUUCUGAAGGUGCAUCGGGUAUCACAUCGUGCAUCAAGGCUAUUCUGGCCAUGGAGAAGAAGACCAUCCCUCCGAACAUCAAGUUCAACAACCCCAACCCCCAAAUUCCUUUCAAAAAGGCCAAACUCCAAGUUCCCGUUGAGCCGACUCCGUGGCCGCAGGAUCGACAGGAGAGAGUGAGCAUCAACGCUUUUGGAAUUGGCGGGGCAAACGCUCAUGCCGUCAUUGAUUCCGCAGAGUCAUAUGGCGUCAACUCGAUGAGAGCCACCCGCUCCUCGGCAAAGCCAUCGCGACAGAGCUUGGUAGUCUUCUCUGCUAACCACAUGAACUCUGCCCGCAACGGAACGGCCAACCUCCAAGAGUACCUCACAAAGCACCCAGGCUCUGUCAAGGAUCUGGCUUACACGACUGGUGUUCGCCGAGAGCGCCUUCCUUACCGAUCCUUUGCGGUCUCUGAUGGAAGUGCGCCACUGGAGUUCACUGCGCCCAGCAGGACACCGGCCACAGCCCCUGAAGUUACCUUUGUCUUUACUGGCCAAGGAGCUCAGUGGGCCACCAUGAGUGUUAAACUCAUGGAGGAGUUUCCUUCUGUUGAAGAGGACUUUAAGAACCUUGAUAAGGCCCUUUCACAGCUCCCCUAUCCGCCGUCGUGGAGCAUCGCAGAUGAACUCUUAAAGCCGAAGGAGAAGACCAGGCUUGAUCAAGCCGAGUUUUCUCAGCCGCUUUGCACUGCCGUGCAAUUAGUCAUUGUCAAUCUUCUACGAGCCUGGAACAUCUCCCCCUCUAGAGUCAUCGGCCACUCUAGCGGUGAGCUUGCUGCAGCCUACACCAGCGGUGCUAUCACUGCCGAAGAGGCCAUCAUCGGAGCUUACUACCGUGGAUUGGUCACAAAGGAGCAAACUCGUCCUGGUGCCAUGGCCGCUGUUGGGUUCGGCCGAGAGGACGUUGCUUGCUUUUUGACCGAGGGCGUCACGAUCGCGUGCGAGAACAGUCCAGCGAGCACAACACUCUCUGGUGACGCUGACAAGAUCGAUGCUGUGAUUGCCAAGAUCAAAGAGAGCCAUCCUGAUGUCCUUGCUCGUCGACUCCGCGUCGAGAUGGCUUACCACUCUUACCACAUGGCAGAAGUGGGAGCUAAGUACCAGGAGCUCCUUGAACCCCACGUAUCGAGCGCCCGUCCCGAGGUUUCCUUCUACUCGACCGUGUUGGAAAAGGUCAUCACCGAGAAGAGUGCCAUGAACGCCUCAUACUGGCGCCGAAACAUGGAAUCCCCGGUCCUCUUCGACACCACCAUGGCCAAGCUCCUCGCAGAUGAGUCUGCCAACAAUCUUUUCCUCGAAAUUGGACCACACUCAGCUUUGGCAGGCCCUCUUCGCCAGAUCUUCAAGAAGCACCAGCCUGAUGCGCUUUAUGUGCCUACUCUGGUCAGAGGACAUAAUGACAUGACAAGCCUCCUUAGCACAGCAGGAAACCUGUUUGUCAAAGGACUCGCAGUCGAUAUUGGUGCCGUCGACGAUGGUGGAUCCAUCCUCACUGACCUCCCAACCUACCCCUGGCAUCACGAGGACACCUUCUGGGACGAAAGUCGACUGACUCGAGAGUGGAGGAAGCGCAAAUUCCCUCGUCACGACCUUCUCGGAUGCCAAGUCUUCGAGGGAAGCUCUCUGGAACCAAUCUGGAGAAACAUGCUCUGUCUCGAGGAUGUCCCGUGGAUUCGAGAUCAUGUCAUCGGCCCAGAUAUUGUGUUCCCGGGAGCAGGCUACAUCGCCAUGGCUGGAGAGGCUAUUCGGCAGGUCGCGGAUGCUGGAGACUACACUGUCCGCAACUUGUCAGUCAAGUCGGCGAUGAUCUUGCAUGAGCCGGUCACAACAGAGAUCCUCUUCUCGCUUCGCCCGCAUCGCUUGACCACGAGUCUGGACUCAACAUGGUACGAAUUCACCGUUUCGUCCCACAAUGGCACAGCCUGGACCAAGCACUGUACCGGUCAAGUCAAGGCUGGCAGGGCAGACUCGGAGUCCGUCUCAGAACCUCCCCAAGCCACCGCCCUUCCCCGAAAGGUAUCAAGCACGCGCUGGUACCAGACAAUGUCCAAGGUCGGCAUCAACUACGGGCCCACGUUCCAGGGUUUGGAAGACGUGUCUGCUCAUCCUGUCGACAACUUUGCCGUUGCCAAGGUCACCAACACCGUUGACCCGAACGAAUCGACUUACCAACUGCAUCCUACAACGACGGAUUAUGCGAUCCAGCUGUUCAGUGUCGCAGCUUGGAAGGGCCAGGCUCGUGACUUUGUCCAAAUGCCCCUGCCCGCCUACUUCGGAGAGGUUUACAUGAAGCGUCCUCAGACAAACGAGCAGCUGCAGCUGUCCUCGAAUGUGACCGUAACGGCUCGAGGCGCUGUCCAUGGAGACGGAUUCGCCACCGUUGGCGGUGAUGUUGUGCUCGAGUUCCGCAACCUCCGCCUUGCACCCGCUGCUGAUGACACUGGAGGUGAUGACCAGGAUCCCCACGCUGGAGUGCGUUUGCAGUGGAAGCCCGACAUUGCCUUCUUGGACUCCAAGGAUCUCAUCCGAACAACAAAGAGCAUCAGAUCGUGCCAUUCUACUGUCCAAAGACUUUUGCUGCUUUGCAGCAUCGAGUGCACGGAGCGCUUAGCAUUUUUGCCCCCAAGUGGAGUGGAACAUCUUGAGAAGUUCAAAACUUGGCUGGCUUCUCAUGUAGAACAAGCCAAGGCCGAAGGAUAUGAAGCAGUUGAUGGUGUCAACUCACUGUUCGCUCUCUCGAGGGAUGACAGACUAUCUUUGAUCGAAACGACGGCUCAAGAAGUCAAGGCCUCAUACGCGGAAGCUGUUGGAAACGCCAUCUGUCGCGUCUUCGAGAAUAUCGAGGGCAUUUUUACAGGCGAGGCGGAUGCACUGGAUCUUUUGAUGCAAGAUGACAUUUUGAGAAAGAUCUACGACCUUGUCAUCGAGUUCUGGGACUUCAAGGAUUUCCUCGGUCUCGUGAGCCAUGACAAGCCCAACCUGAAGGUCCUCGAGAUUGGAGCUGGUACCGGUGCCACCACGGCCCUCAUCCUCGACGGCCUCGUGUCUGAGUUGGGAGAGCAGAUGUUUUACUCUUACACCUACACCGACAUUUCUGCCGGCUUCUUUGUCCAAGCCAAAGAGCGGUUCAAGAACGUUCACAGCAUUGAGUACGCCGUGCUCGACAUCAGCCAAGACCCGGCCGAGCAAGGAUUCGAGCUUGGGUCCUACGAUCUCGUUAUUGCAACCAACGUUCUGCACGCCACACCAAGUCUCCAAGAGACCCUGGUCAAUGUUCUAAAGCUCCUCCAGCCAAAGGGAAAGCUGAUGCUACAGGAACUCUGCUCAAGCACAAAGUGGUUCAACUUCAUUGUAGGUGUACUUCCUGGCUGGUGGCUGGGCGAGCCCGAUGGCAGACCUGAAGAGCCCUACGUCAGCCCCGAACGAUGGGCCAGAGAGUUGACCCAAGCCGGCUUCGACGGCGCUGAGGCGGUCAUCUACGAUGAGGAAAAGCCGUAUCAUACCAACGCGACCAUCAUUGCCCAUCCUCUCGUUGAGCCCAAGGUCAACAAGAAGGUUUCCAUCCUCUCCACGGCACCAAACGGUCCUACUGCUACCCUCCUUGCUCAAAGCCUCGCCAGACAGAACUUCACGGUCGAUUUCUGCUCAUUGGAUGAUACUCCCAAGUCUGAUCACGACAUCAUCUCAGCCUUGGAUCUGGAGGGAAGACCAUUUCUGACUGAUAUCUCAGCUGACAAGUUCCACUCCCUGCAAACCUUCAUCACCAAGUUGGCAUCCUCUGGAAUGCUUUGGUUGACAAGGUCAGCGCAAAUGAACUCUUCAGAACCGGAAUAUGCCCAGAUUGUAGGUCUUGCUCGCUCGGUUCGCAACGAGCUGUCGAUCGAUCUCGCAACUGUGGAGAUGGACAACACGCAAGACGAGACCACAUUCUUCAGGGUUAUCGACAUUCUUUCCAAGUUCCAAAACCGCUCCAAGAACCUCGACAUUGAUCCCGAGUUUGAGUAUGCGAUUUCCAACGGUGUCAUCAACAUCUCCCGCUUCCACUGGAUCUCUGUGUCAAACGAGCUUGCUGCAGGCACAGAUUCCACCGCCCCAAAGACUCUUGAGAUUGGAAAGAGAGGCUCGCUCAAGACACUGCGGUGGGUUCAGAGACCAGAGAUCAAGUUGACUGGUGAUGAGGUGGCUGUUAAGGUCCGAGCCGCGGGCAUGAACUUCAAGGAUAUUCUCAUCUCCAUGGGUAUCGUGGAUGGCAACGUUGAUGACGGCAACGGCCUUGGCUGUGAAUGUGCUGGAGUCGUCACCCAAGUCGGUCCUGACGCUCCGUUCCACGUUGGAGAUCGAGUUGCAAUAAUCGGCGGGGACUCGUACUCCACGGUCCUUAAGACCACCUCUGCCUUGUGUGCCAGAAUCCCAGAUAACUUGAGCUUUGAGGACGCGGCCACAAUGCCGUGUGUUUACACGACAGUCAUUCACAGUCUUCUUGAUCUGGCUAGGAUCGAAAAAGAUCAGGCUGUUCUGAUUCAGUCCGCUUGUGGAGGUAUCGGAAUUGCAGCCAUUAACAUCUGCCGCAUGGUCGGCGCCAAGAUAUUCGCUACCGUCGGAAGCCAAGAGAAGAUCGACUACCUCAUGUCCACCUUUGGCAUCCCCCGGGACCACAUCUUCAACUCGCGCAACUCUUCCUUCCUUCCGGACGUUAUGCGUGAGACCAACGGUGUUGGCGUGGACGUGGUUCUCAACUCCCUGUCCGGAGAUCUUCUGCACGCGUCGUGGAAGUGCGUUGCAGAGUUUGGUAAGAUGGUUGAGAUUGGCAAACGUGACUUUAUCGGACAGGGUAAGCUGGCCAUGGAGGCUUUUGAGGCGAACAGGACGUUUUAUGGUGUCGACUUUGCUCCCAUUGCUGAGAAGCGGCCAUAUAUGAUCAAGAGGCUGUUGGAGAGGACGAUGGAGUUCUUCCGCCUCGGGGCUAUUCAACCCAUCCGGCCCAUCAAGUCCUUUGGCGCUACGCAAAUCGAGGACGCGCUUCGAUACAUGCAAAAGGGCCAGCACAUGGGAAAACUCGUCAUCCAGUUCCCAACCGAUCAUUCCCAGUUGACUUCUUCCCGCGGCAACAACCGACUUGUCCUCCGAUCAGACGCCUCUUACCUGCUGGUCGGCGGUCUAGGAGGGCUUGGUCGAUCCAUCUCAACAUGGAUGGUUGAGCACGGCGCGAGACACUUUAUCUACUUGUCACGCAGUGGAGGCAAGGGGCCAGAUGAUGCUGCAUUUGUGCAGGAGAUGGACGCUGCCGGCUGCACUGUUCAGAUCACGGCUGGCAGCGUCGCUAAUUUGGCAGACGUUCAACGCGCCAUCAACCAGGCAGAGUAUCCGAUUGCCGGAGUCCUGCAAAUGUCUAUGGUUCUGAGGGAUGCCUCGUUCCCCAGCAUGACACACGACGAAUGGCAGGCUGCCAAUCUGCCCAAGAUCAAGGGCACAUGGAACCUCCACAAAGCAUUCGCUUCGCAACCCCUAGACUUUUUCGUCCUGUUCAGUUCCUUCUCUGGUCUUCUUGGACACUGGGGACAAGCCAACUACGCUGCUGCCAACACGUUCCUGGAUGCAUUCGCUCAGUACCGCCACGGCUUAGGCCUCCCCGCAUCCGUGCUUGACAUUUCCAUCAUUGAGGAUGUCGGUUGGGUCAGUCAGGAGCCUGGGCAUCUUGAGCAGCUCAAGGCCACAGCUGCGUACUGCCUCAAGGAACAGCAUCUGCUUGACUCGCUCGAGCUGGCUAUCACCAAGUCAGCGCCGCAGACUUGGGAGCCCAAGUCCUCCAUGGACGGGUACAUGAACGCCAGUCAGAUUGGUCUCGGAAUGAGAAUGACGAUGCCCAUCGCCGCAGAUGCUAACCGAUGCAUCUGGAAGCGCGACAUCCGAAUGGGACUGUAUCGAAACCUCGACAACUCGGGUGUUGAUGAUGCAGGCACAGACAACGAGGGUCUCAGGGAGUUCCUAACGGGAGUGACUGCCAACCCAGAGUCUCUCAAAGAGUCAUCUUCCGCUUCAUUCCUAGCCAACGAGAUUGGCAAUACCUUAUUCAGCUUCCUAAUGCGACCCAUCGAGGAAUUGGAUGUGAAGCAGCCGCUGUCAGCCGUUGGCCUCGACUCUCUGGUCGCCAUCGAGCUGAGGAACUGGAGCAGGCAAAGACUUGGCGUAGAGCUGAGUGUGUUGGAGAUUCUAGGUGCGGCCUCUAUUGAGAAACUGGGUGAGGCAGCUGCCGAGGGAUUGCUUGUGAAGUUAGGUGGUGCGGCGACAAACGGGGAUGCGCAGUAG
Fusarium falciforme is the source of this 7548-nucleotide messenger RNA. Its product is annotated as Carrier domain-containing protein. Lineage: Eukaryota; Fungi; Ascomycota; Sordariomycetes; Hypocreales; Nectriaceae. Gene Ontology annotation, biological process: fatty acid biosynthetic process; secondary metabolite biosynthetic process. The coding region runs from base 1 to 7548 and encodes 2515 amino acids. The transcript is spliced from 16 exons. Gene Ontology annotation, molecular function: phosphopantetheine binding; 3-oxoacyl-[acyl-carrier-protein] synthase activity; oxidoreductase activity. The record is from RefSeq and is a predicted model, not a curated record.